AUGCGAGGGCCGAGGGCAGCGCAAGCCCGAGAUAGAGGCCUUGCUCAGCCGCGUGGUCCGGCGUUAGGUAUAUCCGUGAUAACACACCUGCGCGGAACACUCCUGUCCAAAUCACCUACCCAUGCCGUCGUCGACGUCGGGGGCGUGGGGUAUGGCUUGGCCAUAUCCCUGAUAACGUUCGACCAACUACCUCCAGCCUCCGAGGCGGUCCAUUUGUCUACCUAUCUCUACGUGCGCGAAGAUCGCAUGGAGCUUUUCGGCUUUGCCGAUGAGGAAGAGCGGGAGGUCUUCGAGUUGCUCAUUGGCGUUUCGGGCAUCGGCCCUUAUUCGGCGCUAACUGUGCUGUCGGGCAUGACCCUGCGAGACUUGCAGGAAGCCAUCUUACAGGAGCGCGUAAACGAACUAACGGCGAUCAAGGGCAUUGGUCGCAAGACCGCCGAACGUUUGGUGCUCGAUCUAAAGGACAAGGUCCGUUUGAGUGCUCCAGCGACCGGCGAAGCGGCCUUGGAGACCCACGCUGGCGCGAGCGAGGAGGCGGCAAAGGCACUGAUGACGUUGGGAUAUGCAGCACCUGCCGCUCGCCAGGCGGUGCGCAAGUCCGUCGAAAAGCACACGCACCGACCUGAGCGUACAACAGCUAAUCAAACUGGCCCUUAA
This is a messenger RNA of Geodia barretti, 657 nucleotides long. The record is from the annotation of a GenBank genome assembly. NCBI's taxonomy places the organism in Eukaryota, Metazoa, Porifera, Demospongiae, Tetractinellida, Geodiidae.